AUGUUAUUGUUCGUCUAUAAAACAUGGUAUUUAUUAUUUCUAUAUAUUUGUGUUAAAACUGAAAUUAAAUGUGAUAUUGAAAAUCAUUCCCUUCCAGAAUGUGAUGUAUCCAUCGAUUCAGCUAUUUGCAUUAACAAUGGUCAAAAAAUAUUGCUUCCCCAAGCAAAGCCAUAUGGAUUAUCUGCGCAUAUAAAUUUCGAUAGUAUAACACCAGUAGAUUCAAGUGGCAAUAGAAAUCAUGCAUUAGGAAAUUUUUUUGCAUCACCAGGAUUUGGUGGAAUUAGAAAUUCCGGAUUAUUCCGAAAAAAUUAUAUUUAUAUUCCUCAUUCAGAUGAGUAUUUUAAAAGUGCAGAUUUUUCCUAUACUUUUUUUUUAUACAUAUUAGAGGAUGAUAUGUCUAUAAAAAAUAGUACAAAAGGAAAAUAUUGUCCUGUUAUCCACAAAGGUAUAGCUAAAGAAAAAAUUCAGGAAUUUUCUCCUGCAAUAUUGAUAAACACGAAGAAUGGAAGAAUAAAAAUGGUUCUGAGUACAUCAUCCACUACUAGUUCUACUGGAGAAGAAUUUUUAAGUAAUUUUAAACUGGGACACCAUCAGUGGUAUCAUAUUGCGGUUGUUAAGCAUAUCAAUCAUAUAAGACUAUUUGUAAAUGGAAUUUUGGAUUCGAGUUUUCUCACUGAAGGAAUAAUCAGAACAAAUGAUUUCCCUAUAUAUAUAGGUGGAGCACCAUAUUCUUUAGAUGAUUGCGAUUUCCCAUUUUUAAUAGACGAAUUAAAAAUUUAUAAUAUAAGUAUAGGAGUUGAUCAUAUUCAAAGUGAAGCAUCAGCAACAUUAGGGGGUCUUGAACCAUCCUUUAUUUAUUUUGGAUGUUUUCGUUGUGAUAUAAAUACCGCGGUUUUAUCAUGUCCUAACAAUUAUCAUUUAUGUAAUAAAAUGGAGCUAUAUAUAGGUGUGUAUAAUAUAAUGAGAAAGUUUAAUCUAAAUAUAGAUAAUAUAAUACUUCCAUUUUCCCCUGAAAGCAAUAUAGGAAUAGGUGUAUGUUGUGCGGAUAUGUAA
Plasmodium vinckei vinckei is the source of this 1053-nucleotide messenger RNA. RefSeq names its product secreted ookinete protein, putative. The coding region runs from base 1 to 1053 and encodes 350 amino acids. Lineage: Eukaryota; Apicomplexa; Aconoidasida; Haemosporida; Plasmodiidae. The record is from RefSeq and is a predicted model, not a curated record. The transcript is spliced from 8 exons.